Molecule: messenger RNA, 1134 nt
Organism: Pyrus x bretschneideri (Chinese white pear)
Lineage: Eukaryota; Viridiplantae; Streptophyta; Magnoliopsida; Rosales; Rosaceae
Exons: 4
Coding region: 125-958 (277 amino acids)
Source: RefSeq, a predicted model, not a curated record
CCAACAGGAUGCCUUUUGACCCGAUAAGGCUCAAAGAAAGGAAUAUAUAUGUUGUUGCUGGAUCUGCAGCUGCUUGUGCAAAUUGCAAUCACAGUGAAUUUAAUCGAAACCCACUGCCGAGUUUAUGCCGGAGAGCAAUCGCGAUCAUCUUGAUCAAUUAGCAAGUAGAAUGGAAGCAAGACUCGACAAGAAACAACCUCGAUGGCUAUGUCCGGAGGAAAUAUGUGAAGUUCUUCGAAAUCCGCCUGCAAUUAUGCCACCGAACUCCACUGCCUCAGAAGAUGGAAAGUCCAAGGUUCCACCCCAUGCAACCAUUGAAGAAGUAGACAAAGAGAAAGAUGAAGAGGGAAACGAUAUCAACCAAGUCCGGAAGCGACCCAAAGUCAGCCGUGGCCAGAAGAGUCAUGAGUUUGCGAUAGGUGUGGUGAUGUGCUCUCUUGAAGAACUCCAUCAACUUUUAGACCGAGCAUCUGCACCCAAUACACUAGCCAGCUCCUCCAUUUCGAAUCCUACCAUAGACUCGCAAGCCAUAGCCGUGACCAGAGCUACUUUAGAAAUGGACUUUAUUACUAUGGCUGGCGAGGUUCAACUAACGCGCAUGAUUUCAGGCAUCCAGAGCUUGGUAGAUUCUAGUUGCUUUCCUGCCGGCACCAGAACAAUGAUUAUGGGUUUUUUGAAGCAGCUAGAACAAUAUGUUCCAGCCUACUCCAAUGCCUAUUCCGAGUAUGAUAGGGGCAAAAAUUUGACUGACCAAGUCGAAGCUACGAAACAGCUUCUUCAACCCAAGGUUCAGUUUUGUUAUAGCAAGGAGAGAGAAUUUCAAGAGCUUGCGAAAGCAAAAAUGACGAUCGAAGGCAAGCAGGCGGCAGUACUUGCUGAAAUUCAUGGCAUACUUGCUGAAAUUUGUGGCGCCAUCAAAGCGAUGCUGGAACAAGUUGAGAAAUUCCUCCUACCGUAAGAUCAAUUUAAAGAAAAUGUGGGUAAUCUUGUUAGGAUCCAAACUCAGAACCUUAACUCAGACCGACAAGUAUGUGACAAUGGCGGAUGGAGGAAUACAGAGAAGAGCUAGAAAGAGAGAAGAGUAUUUUUUUUUUAAAUAUACUUCUUUUUGAAUAUUCGUUGUUUCUUCCCUUC